This is a messenger RNA of Closterium sp. Naga37s-1, 854 nucleotides long. The record is from the annotation of a GenBank genome assembly. Lineage: Eukaryota; Viridiplantae; Streptophyta; Zygnematophyceae; Desmidiales; Closteriaceae.
AUGGUCCGAAGUGGGGGCUCGUUCGGGGAUAUCGAGUCGGGAGCUGGCGGGGCCAUGAGGUCCACAGCGUAUGCGUCGGAGCAGAGCAACGAGGAAGCGUUGAGUCAACUGGAGGAGAGGGCUAGACUAAUCAAGGAGUUAACUAAAGACAUUCAUGGCGAAGUUCAAUCACAAAAUCGGUUCCUGGAUGGCAUGGGACUGGAAAUGGACUCUGCUAGAAGGAUGCUUGCUGGGACAGUGGAUCGUUUCACAAAAGUGUUCAGUUCUAAGCAGAAUCGGGGCUUGGCAGCCGUGCACGACUCUCAUGGGAACCGGCUGGACGAAACCGGCAGGGUCACAGCCAAGGUGACGUCACCGUACGGGCAUCAGCUGCACUGGCAGGACAGCGUGGAAGAAGGGCAUUUCGGAUUCACAACCAAGGAGACGGGCCAGUACAUGGCCUGCUUUUGGCUACCCGUAGACCAUCCGCAAGAGAUCCACAGCGUCAUGGUUGAGCUUGAAUGGAAGAUUGGUGUAGCAGCUAAGGACUGGGGCAAAAUCGCCAAGAAGGAUAAACUUGAUGGCAUCGCCCUGGAGCUCCGCAAAUUGGAUGAGGCAGUGAGGUCCAUUCGGGGGGAAAUGGCAUACUUUCGCAAGAGAGAAUCGGACAUGCGUGAUUUGAAUGAGGUGACCAACUCAAGGGUGGCUUGGCUGAGCAUCGUGUCGCUGCUGGUGUGUGUGAGCCUGGCUGCCCUGCAGCUCUGGCACCUCAAGGCCUUCUUUGAGCGCAAGAAGCUGUUAACUCCCCGCAUUUUCAGUCGGAACGCGGUUUGGCAUUAUGUCGGAGGCGAAGCGGGUGCGCUUGGGGUUCGUGG